AUGACAGAGGAUAUCCCACUGGCCGACGAGGUAAACCAAGUCGCCACCCUCACUGGCAUGGCACUAGGUGCUGGUACCCAACGCAUCUUCCACAAGAUUAUCCGUGAAAUGAAUAAACCCCCCCCACGGCGACGCACAACCAUUAAUGUGAGCCGCAUCCGACAUGCGGUAGCCGAGCUCAACGAGCAAGCUCCCACGACGAAAGCCAUAUGGGAGUGCACCAGGGACUCCGAUAGCCCUGUGGCCAUAAAUGGUUUUAACUACAAAAAUUUCCAUGACGGGUACCGUCUGGGGGACCACUGGAGAUACAUUCCUGGCUUCGAAGAAAGAGUGAGGUGCAAUCUGUGCAAAGAGGAUGAAUCCAUGGAACACAUCUUGCUGGAAUGCGAAAGCCCACUAGCUCCAACACGCACCAUCUGGCUCUUAGCGGAGGAGCUGUGCCGCAUGAAAAAUAUAAAAUGGCCCGCACUUUCAUAUGGCCUUGUCCUAGGCUGCGGACUACUGCGCUUCCGAAACUCGAAAGGAAAAUACCGUCAAGGAGCAUCCAGACUGUUCAAGAUUGUAGUCGGAGAAUCAGCCCACCUGAUCUGGAAGCUGCGUUGUGAAAGAGUCAACAAAAUGGUACAGAACCCCCCCUCUGCUCACCAUCUAGAAGAGGUCAGAAACCGAUGGAUCAAGCAGAUCAACCAUCGACUCGCCCUCGAUAAGAUCCUCACCAAUAAACACCGUUUCGGCCCCAAGGCCCUGAAACGCGCCAUUGUUCUGAACACUUGGAGCGGAACGCUCUUGAAUGAGGAUCGCCUACCAAACGACUGGGUUACCGAAACGGGGGUUUUAGUGGGUAUCACCUGCCUCCGCCCUCCGGGGCGGAACAGGUGA
Messenger RNA from Coniophora puteana RWD-64-598 SS2, 879 nucleotides. RefSeq lists its product as uncharacterized. Bases 1 to 879 code for a protein of 292 amino acids. The transcript has a single exon. NCBI's taxonomy places the organism in Eukaryota, Fungi, Basidiomycota, Agaricomycetes, Boletales, Coniophoraceae. The record is from RefSeq and is a predicted model, not a curated record.